AUGAUCAGGGAUAGAUUGGCUAUUGCUUACAGUCGUCAAAAAUCCUAUGUUGAUAAUAGGAAGAGGGCUCUUGAAUUCGAAAAAGUAGGGAAUGUUGCCUAUGACUUGAAGUUACCAAAUGACAUGGCUUGUGUUCAUCCAGUGUUUUAUGUUCCGAUUCUUAAGAAGUUUCCAGGUGAUACAACAUCCAUCCUGCCUGUUGAGGGGUUAGGAGUCGACGAGAACAUUUAUUAUGACGAGGUUCCAGUUGAAAUUUUAGAUCGCCAAGUGAAGUGGAUGAAGAACAAGAAGGUGGCGACCGUAAAGGUGUUAUGGACGAACCACCUUGAUGAGGGAGCAACAUAG
Solanum lycopersicum (tomato) is the source of this 345-nucleotide messenger RNA. RefSeq lists its product as uncharacterized. The record is from RefSeq and is a predicted model, not a curated record. NCBI's taxonomy places the organism in Eukaryota, Viridiplantae, Streptophyta, Magnoliopsida, Solanales, Solanaceae.